GCAAAUCGAAGCGGCCUCGCCGUAGCUCCCAUGCACAAAGGGGGCUGUUGUGUUCUUCGCAUUGUUUACAUGCGCGAUCGGAGACACCACUCUGGCAUGCGUGCGCGUGCGAGAGCGGCUGCAGCGGCGUCUGUGGUGGGUGCUGUUGCGUCUCCUCCUGCGGCGGUCUCCGGCGACUGAGGAAAGGAGACAUGCCCUAGACGACGCGCGCCGUAGACGACAAUGAGCGCCGUGCUUGAGCCGCCGGUAACGACUCGAGUUCGAGCCCAGCACGUCGUCGACAACGAGUGCUACAUCGUCGACCCCGAGACCCGCGUCACGUAUCGCAAGGGAAAGCUGCUCGGAAAGGGUGGCUUUGCACGUGUACAUGAACUUGUGGAUGUCAGGACACAGCAGGUUUAUGCGGGGAAGAUCAUUCCCCGAUGCCAAGUCAGUCGCCCUGGCCAAAAAGAGAAGAUUCUCCGAGAGAUUGAUUUGCACAGACCCCUUGUCAACAAGCAUGUGGUACGACUUCACGACUUCUUUGGGGAUGCGGAGAACAUCUACAUCAUUCUGGAGUACUGUUCGAGAAAGUCACUUGUACACCUGCUCAAGCAGCGUGGCGGGCAGCUUCCAGAGACAGAGGUCGCCCUGCUGAUGCGCCAGCUCGCAGAGGGUGUACGCUACACUCACAGCCAGGGAGUUGUACACCGUGACCUCAAGCUCGGUAACAUGCUCCUCGACGAGAACAUGGAGCUCAAGAUUGCCGACUUUGGCUUGGCUGCGCGGGUCGCUGACGAGCCACCGAGGCAGGCGGUCUGUGGGACUCCGAAUUACCUGGCACCAGAGGUCCUUCGCAUGGAAGGGCACGGUUUUGCAGCCGACGUCUGGGCCAUGGGCUGCAUUAUGUAUGCUCUCUUGGUUGGCCGGCCACCCUUCGAGACGUCAACACUAACGGAGACAUACCAGAGGAUCCUUCGUGGCGCUUACACACUGCCGCCCGGACUCUCGGACGUGGCACGUAGCCUGCUGGUGUCAUUGCUCCAGCCAGAACCCCAGGAGCGACCAAGUCUGAACGAGGUACUCGAACAUCCGUUCCUGCGGCCACCUCGCGAGCAGUCUGGGCAGCUGUUGGGGAUGCUUUCGCGGCUGCGGAUUGACCAGCCUGCAGCGAACGCAAGCCGCUCCACGACAAGGACGUCUGGUCACAGUGGUGUGCAGGGUUCGGCGCGCGACUCCCCCGUGCCACUUGGUGACUGUGGUCUCUUAGGAACGCUCGGCCGGGUUCUUUGCCCUGACAAACGGAGUUCCAAACUUGGCACCACUCAGCUUCUUCACAGGCUACUGCAGGCCUGCUUAGAUGAAAUGCCCACCUCGAAUUGCGGUGUGCCACCACCGUGGGCAGGUUCAGCAUUGCUUGUGACCAAAUGGAUUGACUACUCCAACAAGUUCGGCUUUGGCUUCCAGCUGUCCGAUCGUACAGUCGGCGUUCUCUUCAACGAUGCCACGCACCUGAGCUUCUCAGCGGACCGCCUGCGUCUUGAGUAUCGAGACAGCCAAGGGUCAAUGGAGGCCCACGCCCCAUCUGGCCUGCCUCCAAGUCUGCAAGAGAAGUACGGUCUGCUCAAGUAUUUCGCUCACUACAUGGAAGAAAACCUGACAGAGGGUGGAGAUGUGCCAAAAGGUUCUGGCCGCAAAAAGAAACCCCUUGUGUACCUACAGCGCUGGAUGCGCACGGAUCGAGCGGUCGUCAUGCAGCUCAGCUGCUCCAUGCUUCAGGUCAACUUCUUUGGGGAUCACACUAAGCUGGUGCUGAGCGCUGAGCGAACAGAGCGCCCCCUGGUCCUUUACAUCGAUGAGCGGCGACGCACGGUGGCCUACACCCUGGCCGCCAUCGCCCGCUUCGGCUGCGACGAGGCCCUUCAAGAGAGGCUACGCUUCGCUCUGGGUGCUCUGCAGGAGUUCGCCGAGCUGGAGCAGCGUGACCCACGCCGCAAUGCCUGAUGCAGUCAAAGUAAAGACACCGAAUAGUUGGUAGUUUCGAUGACCAAAUGGCUGGCGCACCGCGACAAAGACCGAAGAGAGCCGAUGUAGGCGCAAGCUGCCGCAUCUGCGCGUACAAUAUUCUGCCUUUAUAGUGGUGCUUUGUGAAUUUGCCACCUGAUGAGUAGUGUGCCUUUCAGCAAUUAGUCAGAAAGCGCUUCUGUUAUCCAGGUGUUAUCAAAACUGGCCCUUCCUUCUUUUUUUUUUCUUCACAUAAGGUUGUAUCGCGUGUCCGGUGCUUUCACACAGGGGUCACGUUUCACAGAGUUAGGGUUGUGGUGAAGUUUCGAUCAGAGUGAUGUGCUUGUCGAUUGUGUGUUGAUUAAGCCUGCAUCCGUAUACUUCAUCCACGGUGCCCCUUGUGCCACGCUUGAAGGAAUGGUUUCUGAAAGAACAGGCUGUUGGGAGGGUAUUGCAAGGUUGGCUUUUUACAUUUAAUGUCCAAGAAGGCAUGUGCGCCGCGAUUUGCGCUCUUUACAACUUGAAUGACAGAACUUGCGGAGGACUUGCGAAGGUGCCUUACCAGAGAGCGCUUCUCUAGGGCUGUGAGCAUCAAUGCCAGUGCACAAUGGCCAAAGGAUAAAACGUAUCUUGUUAUGUGCAUACCAACUUACUCAUCUUGUUGAGCUCUCAGGGCAAAUCUUUAGUCAAAGCAGCUAGGGGGCUUUCUUUUCGUCAGCUGCUUCAUGGCGGGGUUGUAAGAAGUGCUGUGAAAAUGCCUAGUUUCUUCCUGAUUCGCGCAGCCCUAGCAACAGAGAUGCAACAUUAGUAGAAAAAUGAAGAGACCACAAUCAUUGGGUGUCAGCGUUUGUAGUAGUGUCUGUGUGUCUUCUCUGUUGCAUGGAUAACACGAGUCAAGAAAGGCAUCGUUGUAGUUUCCUAGUGACUGGGACUGUAGAAACAGCUGAUGAUGCAGAUUUUCGUAACUGACUAAACGUCUAAACAGGAAAAUAUGCUCUUUCCUCCUGAGGCUGCUGCUGCAUGCUAGGCACAGUCUUUCUUUUUGUCUUCCUUUUUGUGGGUUGAGAGGCACGGCUUCAUGCGGAUUUGUGCAAGUCGCUCGCACGCUAGAUGCUGCCGUGCUCUGAUGUGAAACUUGUUCCGGGUAUCAGAUUUCCACUCGAAAUAAGGGCAUGCUGUAAGGUUCUUGCCAAUUCUGGCAUCCUCCUUGAAAUUAAAGAAAUUGUUUUUAGUGUAAUGCCGUUCGAUUGUCGUUUCCAUGAGCGUACGCUUGAGCUUGCGGAUGAUUUCGCCCAUGCUUUCUCUUUAAGACAGUCUAAACAAUUUUCAGGUGUGUAAAAGAGUCUGUGAUUGGCUUAAUGCAACAGCUCUAGUACAUUUCAUUUCUUAUUCACGAGUAAUUGGUCGUCCAAUUGGCAGGUCGCUAGUAAUACUAUCAUAAUGUACAAAAUAUUUUUUGUACAUGUUGCCAACAUGCCAGCAAUAACUUUUCUAGCUAGCAGAGCCACUGCAAGAGGAUCGAAUCGUGGAAGGGCGGACCGAUACACGCUGUGUUAUUAGGCAGUUUUUCCCCCGGCUCUUUGUACCUUUCUGGGUCAAAGCGAAUGUGUGCCUGUUGUACUAACUGUGCAGCUGCAGCUUUCAGUCGUUCAUUACAGUAAGGAGCAAAGGUCUCGAAACUGUUAAUAACAGCGUGGCUGCGUCUUGGUUGUCUUUUUACCAUUCCAAGCUGCUUUUUAUACAUUACCAUUCAAUUGUGAGUGCUGAACAAGCAUCCUUCACUGAUACCAAUGGCAGGCUCGGAAAAGCAGCAUGUAGUAGUCUCAACUGGUGACUACGACGUGCUGUGAUGUCGGCCUAUUAACAGGUCGGAGAUAUUUUGAGGCAAAAGAGAAAGCUGCUGCUAAGCAAGACAAGCUUUCAAAAAUGUUGUGCCAUUGUAAUGAGCAUAUGUUAGCCAUCACAAAAAGAAAUGUGCUAAAAUUUUCCAACUGCCUGUUGUACACUUUUUGCACAUGUGCGCAGUCGUGUACAAAUUGAACUUUUAAUGUGCCAAUUCAGUGAUGUCAAUUUGCUUUGGUGUGUAGAAAUUGAUAUCUGUAAUGUGCAAUAUUUUUUUUCCAAAAAAAAAGGUUCAAAAGUGUGUCCGUCACAAUGAAUAUUUAAAGGCAAUUUAUUUUGGGCAGUGGGAGGGUCACAAAGGUUGUCAAAGUUCACUGCAAUGAGAGUGUGGGAAACAGUGGCUCUAUAAUAAUGUUGCUGUACAUGAAUGAUUUCACUGUCUAUGUGGACAUAAGUGAAUAGUGGUGAUGUUGCCAAAAAAAGAAAAGGGGGGGGGGGCAAUAAUUUAUUUACAAUGUGUCUCAAGAUCUUGAGAACCGUUUUGUCAAUGCAGUUUUUUUUUUCUUUUUUUUAUCAGCAUAGGCAAAACUUUAGGUGCUGAAAAAAAAAACGCAAAAGUGGUCUCAACCAAAGGUCGUACUCAUGCUUGCUGUGCAAUUGCAUACAGAAGGAAUCCCGGCAAGCUUGUCCUUGCAUUGUCCUGACACGGUUUAAAUGCUCAUGGUACAGCUUUUAUUUUGCACCCACCUGCCCGAGUGUUAAAGUUUCCACAAAUGCCAAGCACUCAGCUAAUGCUCCCAGCAUAGAGUUGCAACACUGUGUUAUAAAAGAAAAAAAAAGUGCUUACCAUUUUUUUUAAAUGCAAUUUACUUUUUGUAUGACGUGGUUUUACGUGUAGCCUUUACAAACACUUACGUUUAUUAUACACUUCUUUUACACUAAAACUUACUUUACAAAAUAAGUCACGAAAUAUCACCCAUGCACUUUGCUCAUCACAUGACAGCAUCUGCAUAAAUUAAAAGCAUAAUAUUUUCUGCAUAAGCGAACAUAACCAUUCACAGGCAACCGAUGUGCAAAGUUUUCAUUCCAAUGACCUGUGUGUUGCACUGCGAGUUCACAAUUUAACGAGAUACUCACGUCGGAAAGGCAUAUUUUGUUUAAGUUCUAAACAUGGAAUCAUCACUGUUGAAAUGAAUUCAUAUGAAGUCCUGUAAUUUCACAUUUGCCGCAUUACACUUUGGAAAUGAAAGGUUACAUCUCUGUGUAACCUUUUGUGAGGAUCGAGUUUUUUUUUCCCCGAAUAUAAUGAGUUUUGUUGUGUUAUAAGCAUGGUGCCACUAACAGAGACAUAUGAUAGUGACACUGCAUUGGUAUCAAAAUGUUUUGAACAUUUCCUAUCUAGCCCGUCAGUUCGCUUGGGAAAAAUUGUAUAGUACGAGAACUGUAUAUCAUUGUGGAGGUGCUCAAACCUGUAGUUCGAGGGAAUGGGCAGAUUUUUCUUAGAUUGGAUUGCCAUUUGUAUCGGGCUCAAAAAGUUAGGUGAUAUAAUGAACUGUGUUAUCUCGACGAGUGUGGUCGAUCGGAGUGUUUCACAGCUGGUCAUUUCCUCGCCUCGAAGGACACGUGCAACAUGUCUAAGAAAAAGGAUGAUCGUAGUGCGGAAGCCCAUUCUGACCUAGUCAUGUCGCGGGCAUGCCUAGCUGAUGUGUUGCCAAAGAAGCCCUUCCUUGCGGCUUUCGUUCUUUGUUCGUUUGCGCUUGCACUCGCUGUAUUGACUGCCUCGAGGAACCGUGGGCGUUGUUCCUACAAUCUCCCGUGCCUCUGGUGGGAGAAAAGCAUCGUCCGAAGAGCCACCUUCAGUUUGCCGUCAGUCAGUUGGCCACUCAAGUCGGUGUUUCUCUUCCAAUGUGUGCAUGUGUGUGAGGUUCAGCUAGCGAAUUCUCCAAAAGCCAGUGACAAGGGCCCGAGACAUUGCUCCUCGUGCUCCUUCUUCACCUUCACUACAUGGAACUUAAUUCCAAAGAGCAUGCGCUUUCCCUCACGAUUGGCUGGCUAAUCGUGUAGGUGCAUAGUUUGUUUUUGUGUGUGCAUAAUCUGGAGAACCUGGCUUCAUUGCAAGCCAGCUGCAACAAAAGCAGGAAUUUUUCGGUGGUAUUCUCAAGCGAUCUCAAUUGAAGAUACGAUCACUGCCGAGUUUUGUGCGACUUUGCUAGGAGACUCCUCUGGCACUGUUGUGAAACAUUUGUUGGGAACAGUUGGCCAUACACCUUGACUAGCCAGUGCCGAGUAGCACAACGUUUCGCGAAGCUGAUUGCAUGCUUAGUAGUAAUUAGUGAAUUAGUCAAGGAUAUCACUCAUUAACGGUCAAGUAACCGCAUCGAAUGCAAGGAUGUUCGCCAACCACAAAAGGUGCACACAAUUGUUGAAAUGUGUGAGCCACUGUCGGCUCCAACGUGCAAACUUGCAUGUUUAAGCUGACAGGGCUCGCAAAUUUCACGUUGUUGGUUUUGGUGGCCAUUGAAGGCAUUCAUGUGCGAUUCGAAGCACGAGGGUCCCGAUCAUCGGGUUAUAACUAACAAAAGAUCGUCGAUGUCGUGACGGGUGUGUGCAGGUAUUGUGUAGGUCCGUACGAUGGCAGUCAAGCUUGUCACGUAGCACACAUUUUGCUGCAUGAUUUUUUUUUCUGCUUACCUGUGCAUGUUGGCUGCGGUCAUGGAAGGGCAUUAUGAUAACCCAGCACUGCGCCUCAGCGUCACUUUGCCGCACACAACUGGGACAUCUCAUGUUAGGCCUAGUUGUUGUGACAUAUCUAGUACUCAAAGAUUUUUGCAUCUACUACACUCGCGCCUGUUUUCCAUGUCACAUUGGGAUUUUGUUUAAAAUCAUAUAUGCUUAGUAGGUUAGUAUGCCUCAGAGGCCACUGCCAUUUUGUGUAGCUCUAUUUUUAACCUAACUCUUUUGCUAGGUGUUGCCAUUUCAUUGAGACCUUUCCCCAGUUGGCAUUCUCUAUUUUCACCUUCCUGGUGUCUUAUCCCACCUUUUUUUCCCCCCUCAUGUCAAUACUCUGUAGUCCUCGCCAGUUUCCUGCGCUAUUUUUUGCAGGAACUGUUUUUGAUGGACAAAAUAAUCACUGGUGACUUCGUCUUCAACUUGCCAGAGAGAUAGCUGGCGUUUGUCUUCUUUGCAAACUGAAGGUCUUCCCACCUUUUUUCCACUGGAGAUUGCGACUCCAGGUCAAACUUGUAUUAUUUGUGUGAUGUUUCUUUACAUUUUGGCUCGUGUUUGUAUCUAUCAUGAAUCCUUUCUGUGUUCGUUGCUUCCAAUGUGUUGCUACGUACAAUAAAAUCAGUCUAUUUUCACACAGAAA
Messenger RNA from Rhipicephalus microplus (southern cattle tick), 7192 nucleotides. RefSeq names its product serine/threonine-protein kinase PLK2. Gene Ontology annotation, molecular function: protein binding; protein serine/threonine kinase activity; ATP binding. NCBI's taxonomy places the organism in Eukaryota, Metazoa, Arthropoda, Arachnida, Ixodida, Ixodidae. The record is from RefSeq and is a predicted model, not a curated record. Gene Ontology annotation, cellular component: centrosome; spindle pole; nucleus. Gene Ontology annotation, biological process: mitotic spindle organization; protein phosphorylation.